This is a messenger RNA of Podarcis raffonei (Aeolian wall lizard), 1574 nucleotides long. RefSeq names its product refilin B (gene RFLNB). The transcript has 3 exons. Lineage: Eukaryota; Metazoa; Chordata; Lepidosauria; Squamata; Lacertidae. The record is from RefSeq and is a predicted model, not a curated record. Gene Ontology annotation, molecular function: filamin binding. Gene Ontology annotation, biological process: negative regulation of chondrocyte development; skeletal system morphogenesis; negative regulation of bone mineralization involved in bone maturation. Gene Ontology annotation, cellular component: actin filament bundle. The coding region runs from base 343 to 981 and encodes 212 amino acids.
CCUACCAAGUCUCAGCGCCCUUUGCAAACUUAGUUCCCAGGAUUAUUUGGAGACGCCAAGGUUCUUGCGAGCGCCGUAGGACGGCUAUAAAUGGACGGUGCGCACGAAAGUGGAAGAUCCGGCUAGCCAGAUAGCAGGCCCCUUCAAGCAGCAUAAAUUUGGUGGAGCCCCGGGCGAGGGAGCCGCGGCCCUUUCCCCUCGGAUCGUGUCGCCAGGCUGCUCCCCUCUCGGCAGCCCCGGGGAGGCGGGUCUCUCUCCGGCCUCCGCCCCUCGCCCGAGGCGGCCGCCUGCGCGUCCCUCUCGCCAGUGCGCUCCGGGCGCGCGGAGGAAGAAGGAGGCGCGAUGGUGGGGCGGCUCAGCUUGCCGGACGUCCCGGAGCUGCCGGACUCGAAGCGCCGGGCCGAGCGGGGCCUCGACAGCCCCGACUCCGGGCUGCCCCCCAGCCCCAGCCCCGGCAGCUGGCUGCUCUCUGGCGGCGGAUCGGAGCGGGGAGGGGUCGCCAAUGCGCUGCCGGAGACCGAGAGACCGGAGACCAAGCCGCUUCCCAAGGAGACCUCGUCUUCUCCCAGCCCGCUGCUCCCUGGAUGCUCCUCUCGCUUAUGCCCUCUGUCCUUUGGGGAAGGAGUGGCGUUUGAUCCGUUGCCGCCCAAGGAUAUAAGGUACACCUCUUCGGUGAAAUACGACUCUGAGAAGCACUUCAUCAACAAUAUUUCUAUGCCGAUGGGGCUGGGAUUGUCCUCUUGCAGCCAGACGGUCAUCUGCGUCCCCAACAACACUUGGCGCAGCUACAAAGCGGAGGUGCACCUCGAACCGCGCCCCCGGCCCAGGAGUUUCUCCAGCACCACAAUCGUCUACCCCAAGCACACCAAGACUGUGUACACCACCACACUGGAUUACAACUGCCGAAAGUUCAUGCGGAAGUUCCUGUCCAGCGUGGAGCUGGAAUCGACUGGGAGUGAUAACAACCCUGAUGGUUGCUGACUACACUUUCUCUCUCUGUCUCUUUCCCUCCCUCCCUCUCUGCUGUUGCAACAUGAUGGGUUUCCGUCGCAUCGUAAGCUCUCCACCCGAUGGAAAUGGAUGAAACCCUGAAUUAGCUUUGCCUCCCGAACGAGUUUCCUCUUGUAGCUACCUCUCCUCCACGGCAUGUCUUCAGCCUUAAGGAUCCUGUGGGCCUGCACUUAAUUUAUGUCUACAGGAACGCAAAACCUAUUUUCUCCGAGGUCACUUUUUCUCCUUUCUUUUGCUGUCUUUUCCUCGUGUGGGGUGAAAAUAAGCGGACCUUUCUGUUCCAAGAGGAAAGUAACUUGUUCGUGGAGAAGAGAAGGAGCUUAGGACAAAGGCCUUCAAGGGAAAACAGUUCCUGAACUGGCAAUUGGAAACCAUCCUAGUGGCUCCUGCAUCAAGUAACUUUAUAUAUAAAGAAGAACUCUUUCCCACCUAAAAACCAUAACUUAUUUUCGAUAGUCUCAUUUAUUACGUUCAUGUAUUAAAACAGAAUUUUUGCCAGGGAGGGCUGGCUGGUGGUCAAAUCACAGUUAUAGAUUAUCACUCUAUAAACCUUACUGAUCACA